AUGGCUGAAUUCAGUAGCUGGUUCUCACACGAAACCUCCGAUGAUAUACCCACGGACGAUACUGGACUACUAUCGAGCAACAGCCUACACACGGAUAAGAUCAUUCAUAGUCACGCCGCCGAGCACACCUCCACGCGCGGAGGCGGGGAGAGUGGAGUACCGAUCGCCGUCAAGAGCGAGCACGACGACGAGGUGGUUUUGGCAAUGGCAGCAUCAGCCGCCGUGGGUGAGGGAAUCCACGCCUCUGUAAAGGACGGACUAGACGUGAAGGCAGACCUAAGCGCCAAUCCGGACAAAGGGGUCAAAUCUCUUCCAAGCAAAGAGGUGGCCAUCCCAAGCAGUCCGAACGAGCCUGCCGCCGAACUGAGUAACGACCAGGAGAACGAUCCUGACGGGGAAUGGCGGCUCGAACAAGUCUACCUUAACGAGAUUUUGAAGGCUCGCAACGAAUACUCUCUCAUGCCCUCAACCUGGAGGAUGCACUUCCGGGGAAUCCCUCUGCCAGAAGGCCUGUUCUAUACCAAAACUCAAGCAGUGAGUCACCGGCCGAGGAUAUACGCUCAUUCGGAACAAUUUGAUUACCGAGGCGCCAUGAUGCUCCGUAGAUUGAUCGAUCUUCAUGGAAGGGUCCGCGACUUGCGGAAGGCGGAGAGGACGAAUCCCGAAUCAGGACGUCGAAUUGUCAAUCUUGUCAGAGAGUCGGUUCGGAAGGUGCUGCACUGGGCCGAGCUCGAUGGAAACAUUGCUAAGUAUAGCAGCCAGCUCGUGGCCAACGUCCAGAUCUUAGAGAUGAGGGAUGCGGACAGGUUAGACAUGGAUUUGCACAUCCAAAGUGAAAUGGCCGAGCUGGCUGUGCAAUGGCGAGAGAUCAUGGACCAGGUUCCGGAAGAGAACAGGCCCCCGGCGCCAGUGCUGUUUGGCUUUGUCAUAUUCAAGCAUAUCCUGUUCAUCGUGACGUUGGACGCGGACAAGCCGGACGCCGCCUGCCACAUCCCAUGCCAGCUGAACCUUUCCGAGAAGAACCAGCACCAAUGGAACGCCCUGGCUAUCAUGAUCACCGUUUGUUGGGCGCGAGACUUAUUCGCGGAUGUGGCAAAGCGAAUACCUAAUCUCGACCUGGAGGCACUGGAAGAAGGGCAGUCAAGUGACCCGGAUGCUUAGGCAAUGGUUUCACUGGUGGGGACGAACCCGAUGCAGAAUGAGGGCGGACAUUGCAUUCUUGUCGGACGUGUUAUGUUUCUGUUGGGGUUGAUCAGCUAGCUACAUGGGAAGGACGAAGAGAUAUACCAACGUUCGCCAAAAAGUGUGGUUGCGUACCUAUAUACGGGCCGUCAACUCCAUACCUAUCGGAACAAAACGAACGUGCCGCCAUUUCUAUCCAAAUACAUUCCCGAAGACGUCCCCGGGUCAACCUGUUUCGGGACACUGUGGAAUCUGUAGACUUUAAUUCUACCUUAGGAGGUACCUAGGCACAUGAGGUUAGGACGUCAACGUUAGGGGGUAGGCAGCGAAUGUAUUGCUCUCGUUAGAUGCACAGUACAUGAUAAACA
This is a messenger RNA of Durotheca rogersii, 1550 nucleotides long. RefSeq lists its product as uncharacterized. Lineage: Eukaryota; Fungi; Ascomycota; Sordariomycetes; Xylariales; Xylariaceae. The transcript is spliced from 2 exons. The coding region runs from base 1 to 1161 and encodes 386 amino acids. The record is from RefSeq and is a predicted model, not a curated record.